GAGAAAGGGGUUACAAAAUACAAAACGCGCGUUUCGAUGGCUCGAAGAAGCGCGUUCAAGGAGAGACACCCGCCCAUAAAGAAACGGGCAGGUGACAUGCUUCUACACACACACAAUUGUAGUACGGUGUUGGUGUGUAAGGUCGAUCAAGAGGGCGGAUAGGGGGUUCGGUGUGGGUGCGAUAUAGUAUUACUAUCGCUCCACUGUUGCUGUUGCUGUUGUGUGAUGAAGAGCGGGAUGAUGAUGAUGGGCACUGAUAAUGGGUCGAUACGUGUACUUUCCCUUAAAAUGCUUCACCCCCCACCUGCUACCCUUAGGUUAACCGAUACCGGUACAGGGGUAGAUCAGCGCUUUUCACCACCGUUGGCGCGUUAGUACACAGCGGGAAGUUGUACGGGUAGGAACGGUUUUGCGUUGCUGCGCGAUGGUUCACGCGAGUAGACGAUAAGCAAAGGUGUGUAAUCGUGGAGAAGAGAAGGCAGACAUUGGACUGCUUCUUUUGGUGAACAGAUAUGUGUGAAGUGCUGUAAGCGAUAAGGUUUUGCAUUACCGAGAAUGUUCUAAGUAAUAAGAAUAAGCAAUUAGAAUUCGUGUGUAUGGAUAAUCAAAAUGGAUGCUAAAGGCGCAUCGUAAGAAGCGUGCAAUGUGCGUGAUAUCUUGGGAAAAGGUAUGACCUCCAAUCGUUGUGCUAUAUUGCGUGAUACCUGUUACGCUGCGAGUACCUGUGCUUUAGGACAAUCUUAUUAUAAAAUCAGAAAGUUGCUGACCUCUGCUUUGAAACAAACGGCGACAUCGUUGAGCAUCUUGAAUAACAAACUCAUAAAAGAAGGUCAUUUCGCGCACUUUUAACACCGUGUCGCAAGAGCAUCGUCGGCCAUUCGGUUGUGGGUGACCGAAUCGCACACAGGACCGCAGGUUUGCGUUAUAUUUUGCAUCAUCACAACACAUCGAUCACACACCGGUCAUGCUGCUGAUCGAUUGCUUCCGUCGGCCGUCGCACGAGCUGCAGGCGCGGAAGAAGCAAUCCUCCAAGGAGGUGGUCCAGAUGCGCAAGCUGUACCGCGACCCGGUCAAGGUGCUGCUGCUCGGCGCGGGCGAGUCGGGCAAAACCACCAUCAUCAAGCAGAUGCGCAUCCUGCACAUACAGAACAGCUACAGCUUUGAUGAACGGCUGGAGAAGCUGUCGGACAUCUACGAGAACAUACACGAGUCGAUCUACGAGCUGGUGCGGCAGGUCAUACUGCUCGAGCUGGAGUUCGACUCGAUCGCCAAUCAACGGUGCGCGGAGUACAUCCUCCGGAUGGGUCCCCAGGCGCCCUGGAAUCUCUCGGCCGAGUACGUCCGGUGCGUACGAUGUCUCUGGUCGGAUGCCGGUGUGAAGCGGUGCUACAAACGCUCGAACGAAUUUCAACUGAUCGACAGUGCGAAGUACUUUCUCGAUCGCGUGGAAAAGAUCUCAAUGCCCGGGUACAUCCCGACGAACGGGGACAUCCUGAACUGCCGCAAAACGACGACGGGUAUACAGGAGGUGCGGUUUAACGUGCGCAUGCCCGGCUCGCUCGGCGGCGGUACGCAGGAGUUCCGCAUGUUCGAUGUCGGCGGGCAGCGGCACCAUCGCAGCAAGUGGAUGCAAGCGUUCGAGGGCGUGCAGGCGGUGCUGUUCCUGAUCUCGUGCGGUGGGUUCGACCAGACGUUGCGCGAAGACCCGAAACAGAACCGGCUGGCGGAGGGGUUCGAGCUGUUCCGGGGCGUCUGGCACAAUCGCUUUCUGGCGGAGACGGGCGUGAUUGUGUUCAUGAACAAGCAGGACGUGCUGGAGCAGAAGCUGCUGGCGGGCCAAUCGAUCCGGACGUACUUCCCCGACUACGACGACUACGUGGCGUUCGCGGACAAGGACCAGCUGUACGAUGAGCUGACGCGGACGCGCUCCUUCAUCCGGUCGAAGCUGGUGGACAUUACAAACGAACCACCGCGAAGAACGUCACAUCUUGUGGGGCGCAAACGGACCUGCUACUUCCACUUCACCAUCGCCACGGACACGCAGAACGUGCGCACCGUUUUCAACGAUGUGCACAACAUCAUACUGACGAAAAACCUUUCCAAGAUGGAUUUACUUUAAGUUGCAGCACGUGGCGCAGCUGUUACGUCACGAAAAUUAUUUAUUGCGUGUUUUUUUUGCGUUGGAUUAGGCUUACGUUCCCAUCGGUCAGUGUCGGUGUGCUGUGCCUUUUUUUUGUAUGUAAAUUCUGUUAAAAUAUACUUUUUUGUACUGUUGUGAUUGUAAACCAGUAAUUAUUUUAAUUAUUAAUUGUUAAUUACUUUAAAAUUAUCUCAGAAGAAAUGGUGCACAGUAGUGAUGAGUCAUACGACUCCACUAACGGAUCGACCCGGAGUUGAGUGCAACUAGGCCGGAAUCGAUUCCGACCCGUGGGUGCAACGAGUUCAAUAGAUUCACACAAGUUCGAUAGGCUCAUACGAGUUCAAUAGGUUCAGUAGGUUUGGUGAGUUCGUACAAGAGUGUAGUAGCCUUAAUAUGUGUUAUGGGUAAUAUGUUUUAGUUCAGUAGUAAUACAGUAUGACCUCCCUGGUACAAUUGUAUGCUAACUAGGGAGUAUGAACUAUUUAGGUGGGGUGCUG
Anopheles merus is the source of this 2637-nucleotide messenger RNA. It is a transcript of the gene Galphaf, whose product is annotated as guanine nucleotide-binding protein G(f) subunit alpha. The coding region runs from base 965 to 2119 and encodes 384 amino acids. The record is from RefSeq and is a predicted model, not a curated record. Gene Ontology annotation, molecular function: guanyl nucleotide binding; G-protein beta/gamma-subunit complex binding; GTPase activity. The transcript is spliced from 5 exons. Gene Ontology annotation, biological process: adenylate cyclase-modulating G protein-coupled receptor signaling pathway. Lineage: Eukaryota; Metazoa; Arthropoda; Insecta; Diptera; Culicidae. Gene Ontology annotation, cellular component: heterotrimeric G-protein complex.